Molecule: messenger RNA, 1547 nt
Organism: Solanum tuberosum (potato)
Lineage: Eukaryota; Viridiplantae; Streptophyta; Magnoliopsida; Solanales; Solanaceae
Product: polyprenol reductase 2
Exons: 7
Coding region: 289-1302 (337 amino acids)
Biological process (GO): dolichol-linked oligosaccharide biosynthetic process; polyprenol catabolic process
Cellular component (GO): endoplasmic reticulum
Molecular function (GO): 3-oxo-5-alpha-steroid 4-dehydrogenase activity
Source: RefSeq, a predicted model, not a curated record
GAACGACCCGGUACAGCGUCUUCUUCUUUACGCGUACCCAGCGAAAAUCGCCUUUCUUCACCCGAUUUCCCCCCUUUUCCAGCCCCAAAAUCCCUCUAUAAAAAUCUCUUUCCUUCUCCAUUAGCAACAACUUUCGGAGAAAAAGAAUCACUAAGCUGCAACAGUCAUAUAAGAAAUACACCUUAAAUAUAUAUUUUCUUUCCUUGUUCGUGGGUUGCUAGGAGCUCCUGUAGUUUGAAGUUGGUGGUGAGGUCGUUCCAACCUCGGUUUCGCUGCCCGGAAAAAGAAAUGGAGUUAGGGCUGGUCACCCUGUUGAGAGCUGCAUGGGUUGCUGCGAUAUUGCCCGUUGUUAUCGCUUUGAUUCCUUCAUCCAAGAUCAGUUUUUUUCAACAAUUCGUGUUAGGGUUUGCUAAGCGUGGCAAGAUUAUGCAGUCUUCAUCAAAUAAAUUCGCUGUUCCACAGAAACUCUUCAUUCACUUCUAUAUUCUAGCUUCUGUUUGGACAACACUUCUGUUAGCUGCAACCUGGCUUUAUGCUUAUAGUACAGUGCCAAAGAUCUCAGAACCAUAUCUUUUUUCUAGUAUUGCUAGCCACUUGACGGGAGGAUCACGUAUCUUCUCUUUCCACAGUUCUCAUACAUCAAAGGAGCAUAGAAGCAGGAUUGCUGUAUCGAUCUUUCUGCUUUUAUUAAUGGAAGCUCAAGUACUGCGACGCCUGUUUGAGUCAAUAUACGUGUUUAAAUAUAGUCCUUCAGCCAGGAUGCACAUUUUAGGCUACCUCACCGGUUUAUUCUUCUAUACAGCAGUUCCCAUCUCUCUUUGCUGCAAUCAUGCUACAGAGGUAUACAAGUUCGGGUUGAGUUUGAUUCAAGAGUUUAUUGUCAAAGGAAAAGAUAGGAUGCUAACAACUGAGGUUGAUUGGUGGAGAUUUUUGAACCCUCUCAUUCAACUACGAUGGUACUCAUGGAUUGGUGCAGCUAUAUUUUUUUGGGGCUGGAUUCAUCAACACCAUUGUCAUGCAAUUCUGGGUUCAUUGAGGGAGAACAGAGAAGACAAUGACGAAUAUGUAGUUCCUCAUGGUGAUUGGUUUCAAUAUGUUUCAUCUCCACACUAUUUGGCUGAGAUUGUUGUAUAUGCUGGCUUUGUGGUUGCUAGUGGAUGUUCGGACCUCACAAUAUGGCUACUCUGGGGAUUCACGGUGGCAAAUCUUGUCUUAGCAGCAGCAGAAACACAUAGAUGGUAUUUGCACAAGUUUGACAACUAUCCUAGGAAUCGUUUUGCUAUUUUCCCAUUUGUUUAUUAAUGCUUAAUGACCAAGUUCUGCUAUAUUAUUUAUUUGAGCAGAACUGUGUAUGUAUAUAUAGGUUCUGUUAGCUAGAUGUGAAUUGUUUCUAGCCAUGGAUACAAUUCUAUGGAUCUGAUUAUGCCCAGCAGUUUUUGUAAGCACUUCUGAUCCUUUUUUUUUUUGGGCCAAUUGCUUUAUCUAUCAUGUAACAUAAAUGAAUGAAAUUUGUGUGGAUGUUACUGCACUAAGUUGCAGAAGUGAAA